GCCAUUUUCUAAACAAAGCCCAUACGCCUAACCUUUCCUCUUCAUAAUAAUACCACCAGUAUUAUCGAACAAGCUACCUUAGCAGCUUUUGCUUUACAAUUUCUUAUUGCAUCAUUUUCUUGCUAAUUUCUUAGCUGUUUAAUAUUCUCUUUUCCAUCGAUUUUCUUUACUUCUCCUUUUCUUUUUGGUCUAUUGACUUCCAAGAAAAAAAAUAAGUAGCUAUGUCGGUGAGAGUGGUCGCGCGGAUACGUCCACUGCUGGAAAAAGAACUCGACAAGGACGUGAUUGUACAUCCAGCUAGUAACGACGAUGGCAAGACUAGCAAUGUCGUAAAGAUACCCAAUCCUAAGAAUGAAUCAGAGGAAUUCUCUUUCACCUUCAAUGGUGUCUACGAUCGAGAGACAACACAGGAAGAAUUAUUCGCAGCUGAAGUUUCUCCUCAUCUCAAGUCCCUCUUCCAAGGCCUCGACGUCACGAUAUUUGCAUAUGGUGUCACCGGAACUGGUAAGACACAUACAAUGCGUGGCGGAUUGAAGUUGGCCGAACGUGGUGUAAUCCCCCGACUCCUCAGCGGUGUAUUCCGUCGAGCCAAGAAAAUCACCAAAGACUCCGAUGGUGAGACGACCGUAGCCGUUGCCCUUUCGUACUACGAGAUCUACAACGAUAAAGUCUUCGACCUGCUCGAACCUCCUGAGAAACGGACACCGUCAGGUCUACCCCUACGUGCUGAAGCUAAUGGGAAGACUGUCGUUGCUGGUUUAUCUGAACGACCUUGCCAAGAUCUGAAAGACUUCGAACGAUUAUAUAUAGAGGCCAACAACAACCGAAUCACCGCUUCUACGAAGCUCAAUGCUCACAGUAGUAGAAGCCAUGCAAUCCUGCGUGUGAAGCUUACUCAGAUCACUGGAGACAUGGUCCGAGAAAGUACAGCUUCAGCGAUUGACUUGGCUGGUUCCGAAGAUAAUCGGCGAACCGAUAAUGGAAAGGAACGGUUGAUCGAAUCUGCUGCCAUCAACAAGAGCUUAUUUGUGCUCAGUCAGUGCAUUGAUGCUAUCUCGAGAGGGGAUCGUCGCAUUCCUUUCCGAGAAUCUAAGAUGACACGGAUUCUUUCGCUCGGCCAGAACAACGGCAUCACCAUUAUGAUUUUGAAUCUCGCACCGAUUCGAAGUUACCAUCUUGAUACCCUCAGCAGUUUGAAUGUAAGUUCGAGGGCUAAGCGAAUCGAAGUUCGUGAAAUCGAGAAUGAGGUCGUAUUCAAACAACCCCCACGUAACAACUCUAGUUCGAGCUCUGGCAUAACUCGUCAGCCUCUUCGGCCUCUUGCGAACGCACAUAAUAUCCACUCGGGUACAGUAGCAAAGGCAGCCGACAAACCUGCGGAUCGUCCUGUCAAAGCAUUCAAUGUCUACACUGAUCGGUCGAAACCGCAACCUACCGCACGCCCUGUGGCUAACACUACCAUGAAGCGAGCAUCCCCUCAUAAGCGGCCUUCAGAUUCGGAUGGUGGCAGCCGACCGACCAAGAUUACUCGUCCUGAGAUCCCUCGGCCGGCACUGAUUCCUCGGUCGGCCAAACCAGCACAACCAACUCUGCCCUCGAUGUCAGCGGAUCAAAUCGAAGCCAUGGUGGAGAAAAAGGUUAGUGAAAUACUCGCCUCCCGUACGCAAGCUGCUCCGGAACCGCCCGAGAUCAACGAAGCCGUUCAAAAACGGUUGGAAGCUUUAGAGAAGCGUAUUGAGGACGGACGCCACGACGACUCGCGCUCGGAGGGUUUGCGUUUCUUGCUCAUGGCACGGCAGCACAAGGAGCGUGGUGAGGAUGCCAGCGCUCUUAAGAUGUAUGAGAUGGCAUUGCCUUACUUCCCGGGCCAAGCCAGACUUCUCGGGAAGAUCGAGAAGCUCAAAGCUAAGCUGGAAGCGAAGCGUGGUGGUCGUGAAGCGUCUCCCAGUGAAAUGGGAAGCGAAUUCAUCGAUAGUCCAUCCAAGAGAAAGUAUAAGAAGCCCGUCCGACAGGUCGAGGAAGAUGACUACAACGGCGCAGAGGCAGAUGAUGACGAUGAAGACUUCAUGGGCAAGAACCGUAAGAAGGGUAAGAAGUCUAAGGCUGCGAAGGCAUCCAGUGUAGAGCCUUCGGCAAUAGAAGAGGGACCGACAUCGCAGAGCUUACUAGAUAUCGUCAACUCUCGAGAUGCGUCCUUAAUCAUGAGUUUGCAGGGCUUUGGUCCAAAGAAAGCUCGAGACUUGGUGGAUUACUUAGACUUGCUUCCGGUAGAAAAUGGGCGUAUCGAUUCUUUGGCGCAGCUCAGAGCGGUGCCUGGGAUGGGAGGACGUGCGGUAGAUCGGGCGUACGAGGGCUUACUUGUUGCUGCUGGUCGUGGUUGAGAUGGGUGGAUUACAUGUUUCUUUUCAUUUUUCUCUACCUUCUAGCUUUUCUUCACUUUACAGGCUGCAUAGGCUGCAUGCAUGCAUUGGCUGGAGGGUUUUCUUCUUGGUCGUCCUGGUUUGGACUGGACUCAACCGAAAUUGCAUUGGCGUGGCGUUAUAGGAUAGGGUAUAAGUGAGGUUAGCAUUUUCAAGGGUUUUAAAUACACAUUCAAUUACUGUUCUACGGGAUGGUGCUUUUAUUUGCGCCGUGGGUUUUAAGUAAGGGAGUUUUAAGAUAUCCAGGUUGGUUUGAGUUAUAAAUAUUUAAUAAAAUUUAGGUGAUAAUUCAUUUUUUUAGUGAGUAGUUUAAUUGUAGUAAACAAUGCUCUUGGAGGAAUGUCAUGAAGUUGGAC
This is a messenger RNA of Hypoxylon trugodes, 2776 nucleotides long. Its product is annotated as kinesin heavy chain. The transcript is spliced from 2 exons. The coding region runs from base 222 to 2381 and encodes 719 amino acids. The record is from RefSeq and is a predicted model, not a curated record. Gene Ontology annotation, biological process: microtubule-based movement. NCBI's taxonomy places the organism in Eukaryota, Fungi, Ascomycota, Sordariomycetes, Xylariales, Hypoxylaceae. Gene Ontology annotation, molecular function: ATP binding; ATP hydrolysis activity; microtubule motor activity. Gene Ontology annotation, cellular component: kinesin complex; microtubule.